Messenger RNA from Cyprinus carpio (common carp), 498 nucleotides. RefSeq names its product mediator complex subunit 9 (gene med9). NCBI's taxonomy places the organism in Eukaryota, Metazoa, Chordata, Actinopteri, Cypriniformes, Cyprinidae. Gene Ontology annotation, biological process: regulation of transcription by RNA polymerase II. Gene Ontology annotation, molecular function: transcription coregulator activity. The record is from RefSeq and is a predicted model, not a curated record. Gene Ontology annotation, cellular component: mediator complex.
UGACGUUGUUUACGCAGAGACGCUGACGCGCGUUGAUGACGUGCAACCCCUCUGUGAAAACAAACAUGGCGUCUGCUGUACCGGAGGUAGAGGAGGCUGAAGAUUAUUCCUUUUUGCCUAUAAUUCACGACAUCAUAAAAUGCAUGGACAAAGACAGCCCCGACGUGCUCCAGGAGCUGAACAAGCUGAAGACGAAGAUUCAGGAGGCUCGUGAGCAGAUCGCGGCGAUGCCGGGGGUCGACAUGAGCCCCGCGCUGCAGGAGAGCAAACUGCGCAUGCUCCGAGAGCAGGUCCAGACCAAGAACCAGCUUCUGCAGAAAUACAAGAGCCUGUGCAUGUUCGACAUCCCCAAACCCUCCUGACUCUGAAAGAACGAGCACGAGCAGCUGUGUGUGUGUAACUAACUGACCCACCGCUAGAGGCGACACCGAUGUGUACUAUUUCUCAGUUUUGUAUCAUCUGUAUAUAUGUUUUUUGUUAUUACUCUGGGAAUAGCAC